Molecule: messenger RNA, 1128 nt
Organism: Fusarium oxysporum Fo47
Lineage: Eukaryota; Fungi; Ascomycota; Sordariomycetes; Hypocreales; Nectriaceae
Exons: 3
Coding region: 1-1128 (375 amino acids)
Source: RefSeq, a predicted model, not a curated record
AUGGGCCCUAAACAACAAUCUCAUCCGCGCGAAGCGAACGCAGAGCUGUGUGAGCUUUCUACCGAAGCUAGCAUGGCGGGCAGCUUCAUCGACUUUGUGCCAGACAUCCAAGGCAUUAUGCAGGGAUUCUCCUUUGGGAUAGCCGAUGCCUUCUCCUACAACAACAUGGGCAAUCUUGACUAUUUUUCCAAUCCAGUUCCAAACGGUAAUGGGGUUGUAUCUUCUCAAACAGGAGUACAAUCCUUGUCUGGCCAACUGUGGGGUAUCUCAGGAUCACCUCAUUGCGCAGAGGAACACCCCACUGGCUACAAGAACGGCGAGGGCUUCUUCGGCUUUCUAGCCUCCAGACUCACAGAAGAACCUGCAGGUAAUCUCCAAAAUGGAGAUACUUGCGAAACGGAUCUUUCUAGUAUCCUACAAGAGCAAUGCGAAGGAAUCACUGCAGGGUCAUUUUCUCCCGUCAAUCCCGGAUCUCAAGACGACAACCUUCCUGAAAUACUAACAGAAACCCAAUCUGAAGGCAUCAGAUACGGCCAACCGGACGCCUUUAGUGAUUCGGUGGAUACUUUCAGCGGCAACGUGUAUUCUCCAAGCUGUCGCACUGGAAGCCUGACGCCCCCCCAAGACACUAUCGGCUUCGCUCAAGGGCCAGAAUCUUGUCAAGAGGCCGUCACCUCCCCCGCAUCGUGUAUCAACCCGGUUGGCUGUCGCAGUCAGUCCCCUGAACCUGAAGUGCCUGGAACCACCGAGGAGUCAUCUUCUCCGAUGAGACCUUCUAUUGAUAUCAUCGAUCUCACUCUCGACAGCGAUGAGACGCCUGCUGACACAGAAACCCCCAACACCAAUAGUGCUACUAGCCGCAUUGCAGAUGCGGUUACUGAGGGUCUGCCAUUGAUGCCAAAUGGCAUGAACCGGAGGACAGAGUCAAGCCGCAGUAAAAGACGGAAUCAGCAGAAGCGAAAACGGUGUUAUGAAGAUGUGCAGUCCUUCCCCGAGAUAGUGACUCUCCGGGUGAUAUCGGUGACGGUUGAGAAAGAAAACAGAGAUGGGUUCAUGGAGACCGUGGAGUUCAUUCGACAUAAGAACAGAGCCUCUCAUGGAGUACAUGGUAGUGCUUUCGAAAUAUGA